Paramormyrops kingsleyae is the source of this 1584-nucleotide messenger RNA. NCBI's taxonomy places the organism in Eukaryota, Metazoa, Chordata, Actinopteri, Osteoglossiformes, Mormyridae. The record is from RefSeq and is a predicted model, not a curated record.
AUGUCCCUCGGGGAGUCCUCAAAGUCUUUAGUGCGUCCAGAUUUUUUCCAUAUCAGUGGAUUUUCUAAUUUGCCUCAUGCCAAAUAUUACUUUUUUUUUUUGUGUUUAGUUUACGCUGUGACUGUAUUGGGAAACUCCUUGGUCACAUUUAUUAUUUACAUAGACCGUAGUCUACACACCCCAAAGUAUAUGGCAGUAUUUAGUUUAGCUAUAGCUGACUUGGGUGAGAGCACAGCUAUUUUUCCUAAUGUGGUUCAAAAUAUUAUAUUCAAUACACAUGAAAUUACCUAUGGUGCUUGCUUGGCCAAUAUGUUUUUUGUAUAUUUCUUCAACUCCGUCCAGUCUGUCAUGCUUACUGUUCUAGCGUAUGACAGGUUUGUUGCAAUUUGCUUUCCAUUGAGAUACCACAGCAUUGUGACGAAUAAAUCGAUGGGUAUUAUUGUCACUGUUGGAUGGAUAUUCAAUUGUACCUACAUGAUUGUUGGAAUAAUUUUCAUCAUCAAACUGUCCUUCUGUAAAUCUACAGUGAUCGAUAGCUAUUUCUGUGACCAUGGACCUAUAUACCGGUUGGCAUGUAAUGAUAAUACUCCAAGUAUAACAUUAGCAAAGGUAUACAUUGUAUUACAUCUAUUUUUACCAAUGUUUGUAAUUAGUUUAUCUUAUGCAAGCAUUUUGCUGGCACUGUCUAAAAUUGCCUCCUGGGAAGGACGUCUGAAAGCCCUAAAGACCUGUUUUUCUCACCUAAUACUAGUGUCAGUAUUUUAUAUUCCGUUACUGGGCAUUUACAUAGCUGGUAUCUAUAUUCCAAUUAACCCCAGUGCCAGGAUAAUCAAUACAUCACUCUCAUAUGGUGUUCCUGCCAUGCUGAACCCUAUUGUAUAUUCUCUGAACACUGCCGAGAUCAAAGAAUUUGUAAAAAAAAUGUUCGGAAGAAAUAGACAUAAGGGCAUAUGGACCCUGGAGGCGGACCACACCUUCCAGAAGCUUAAAGAUGCCUUUUGCUCCGCACCCAUCCUUCGACAACCACAUCCCGAGGAUCCUUUUGAGGUGGAGGUGGACACAUCUGAGGCUGGAGUGGGAGGCAUCCUCAUACAGAGAGACCCGCUUCUGACUGUGAUGGACCUGGCCGGGGUAUUUCUCAUCCCAGAGGAUGUAGUAUCGGAUCGUGGUCUGCAAUUCUCCUCGCAGGUGUUUCGUGCCUUCUGCGCUAAACUUCACAUCUCCCUAAGUCUGUCUUCUGCCUACCACCCCCAGUCCAAUGGACUGGCCGAAAGAACCAACCAGGAGAUCAUCCCCUGGGAUUCAACCACCAGUGAUGUGCCCCCAGUCGACGAGUGGUUCCAGAGUGCCCAGGAGGUGUGGCAUCGGACACAACUUGCCCUCUCUGCUCAAUCCUUGAGGACGAAGGAUGGCUACAUGGUGUUCCAGGUUCGAGCUCUCCUGGACUCCCGCCACCGUGCAGGGCACCUCCAAUACCUGGUUGAUUGGGAGGGGUUUGGUUCCGAGGAACGCUCAUGGGUCCCUGCGACAGACAUCCUGGACCCCAGCCUGGUGGCCGACUUCCACGCUGCCCAUCCAUCGUAG